AUACCUCAGUAGAGCCAUACAGAUGUAAUGCAAGUGAGACGAGAAACUAACUUUGCAACAGACAGAAAAAGUUAAAAAGUUUCGCGUUCCUUCUAUUAAAGAAGAUAUACAAUAAAUGUACCAUACAUUCUUUCAGGAAUUAUCGUCUAAAAGCGGCAGUGAUGGCUCCUUCCCUGACCCAGGCCUAUCAGAGGCGCUGGUGGAUGGCUGUUACUGCGGUCAUAGAGAACCUGCUGUUCUCUGCUGUAUUGCUGGGCUGGGGAUCACUACUCAUCAUGCUCAAGAACGAGGGUUUCUAUUCACAUCUCUGCAUAAGCAAUGAGACAGUGUUAAGUAACGUGAGUUCCUGGGACAGCGGUAUCUGGCAUAGCUGUGUGGACCAGGAAGAGAUGUUGAAUCUGGGUUUUACCAUUGGCUCCUUCUUGCUGAGCGCAGCCACUCUGCCGCUUGGGAUCCUGAUGGACAAAUACGGGCCCCGCCCACUCCGCCUCCUCGGCAGUGCCUGUUUUGCUUUCUCUUGUGCCAUGAUAGCUGGAGCUGCCUACUACCCUGAAGUUCUCUCUGCCCUCAUCUUCAUCGCUGUUUCCUUCAAUGGCUUCGGAGGAAUCUGCCUUACCUUCACCUCCCUCACAUUACCCAACAUGUUUGGGAAUGUGCGCUCCACCAUCUUGUCCUUAAUGAUUGGCUCAUACGCCUCCUCCGCCGUCACCUUCCCUGGAGUCAAGCUGAUCUAUGAUCUGGGCGUGUCCUUCAGGGUGAUCAUGUGGGUGUGGUCUGGGCUUGCCUGCCUCGUCUUCCUCAACUGCUUUCUCAAUUGGCCAAGGGAGUCUUUCCCCGACCCAGAGGACAUAAGCUACACAAGGAAAGUGAAGCUGAGUGAUGUAGUGAUGGAUGACAAGGCACCAGGGGACAUAUUUUAUAGUCAUGUGACAACAGCGGGAGAGACUCUGAAGCAGAAGCAGCCAGACCCCAUCUCAGAACAGCUCCCUCCAGCAGAACCCGCACAGGGUGAAAGUGGCCCUUCAUUCCGUAGUUCAGUCUGCUCGCCUAUCUUCCUGUGGAGUCUCAUCACCAUGGCGAUGACCCAGCUACGCAUCAUCUUCUUCAUGGGUGCCAUGAACAAAAUGCUGGAGUUCCUGGUUACCCACGGUGACCCACACCCCUCUGAGAAGCUAUUAAUGGAAGCUGACCAACAAGUGGGCUUCUACUCCUCUCUUUUUGGCUCCCUGCAGCUCCUCUGCCUCCUAACCUGUCCUUUGAUUGGCUACAUCAUGGACUGGCGAAUGAAGGAGUGCGACGUGACCCAGAGCCAACUAGAGCCCCCGAAGAGAGACAGGAAGAUCCAAAAACUGACAAAUGCCAUACGAGCUUUCAUUUUCACCAACAUUCUACUAGUCACCUUCGGAGUGAUCCAGAUGAUUGACAACCUGCCUGUACAGAUUCUAGCCUUCAUAUUCCACACCAUGGUCAGAGGCUUUGUUCACUCCUGUGCCGGGGGCCUCUAUGCUGCAGUAUAUCCAACCAAUCACUUUGGGACGUUGACGGGGAUGCAGUCGAUGAUCAGUGCCCUGUUUGCACUCCUCCAGCAGCCUCUCUUUGUCAUUAUGGUGGGACACUUGGACGGAGACCCUUAUUGGAUCAACCUGAGCCUACUCAUUGCCUCAUUGGCUGGAUUCCUGUUGCCCGGAUACCUGAUCUAUCACCGAAGGAGCCUGAGGAGAGAGAAGGCUAUGCCAGAGAGGGAAGCUGUUAACCAAUCAGAAAGAGAAACGUUACACCAAUUAGAAAAUUGUCAUCCCAAAAACCAUUCUAAUGGACAUCUCAGUAAUGAAGCUUAAGAAUCUCAAUCAAAUUAUCUGUCAAAUAUCAUAAUCUUUAUAAAUCAUGAAAUAUAAUUUUUAUCACGUGUGCAAACUCAAAUCCUGUGGGCCGGAUUAGGCCCUGAAGCCUAUUCAACCCAGCCUGUGGGUAAUUUGAGAUUGUUGAAUCACUUUUCUUAUUUAUUUUGAAAAAAAAGAAAUUGGACAUGGAUUAAUGUCAGCUCCAAAACUGCUUAUUUAAUAAUCAUUAGGUAUGUGACACCAAAAUACACACUCAAAAUACAUACUAAUAGCUUAAAAUGCAGCUGCCAAAGAAAUCUUAAAAUAUACAAACAAACAUGUAUUGUUGUUCAACAUAAUGUCACAGCAGCAGGUGAUUUAGGCAUACAGUACAUUGAGAUUUAACAACUCAAUAACUAGUCAAUAGUGUUUACUCUGACCAAAAACUACAGGAAGGUAAAGGGCUCCAUUUCGGUUCCCCUUUCCACCAACAAGCACAGCUCUUAGGAUUCAGUAGUAGACAGAAAGUGAAUUGAGCUGACUGGUAUAACUCUGAACCUCCUUCCCCACCCCACUCUCACCAACCAACAGCCACGUCAUUCAUUUUGGCCUGGCAGGCAGCCUGGCAGUCAUAUUGUGUGUCUUUUCCCUGAUCCUUGUUGCGUCUCUCCAUCCUCCCUGCGUCUAUAACGUCUGUAUUAUCUUUUCAUCCAUGCGCGGGGACAUCGAUUAUGAGGAGACAAAGUAGAUCGGAGUCCAGUUUCCGCGUACAUGUGCGCCAGAGGGAGGCGCCUCCGCGUCUCUCUUGCUUUGACUAUCAGUCCAGUCCCUGAACCCCUUGUCCCCUUCGGCAGGACCUCAGAUAUGUCGCCGCCCAUCCAACCACGUACUACAUCCACUCGGCCAAGUCUCCAGCGGUUUUGGACGUGGCACCUUUCAAGGGCAUUACCAAUGACCAGGGCCCUGAAGGGUCACAACGACGGCCCGUUGUUCUCUGUGGCAUUUGAUCGUUGGGUCGUGUGUUCCAGACAGCAUCCUUUCUCUUCGGGGAAAUGAGAUGCACGCUAGGUUUACCGAAAUUGUCAUUUCUAACAACACCGGCCAUAGUUUUCGGAGCCUUUUGUUUGUAACGACACAGAUUUUAGCUUUAAGACGAACAUGUUGAACUUUGUGCACUUUAUGAAAUGGGAACGUGGAGUAGUUACAGUAGGGUAUUGUAUGUGGAAAUGCCAUUCAGACUGUUAUUAAAAUUAUUAAGGAGAGCUUUUACAGUAGAUUAGUUUCACAUAAGAGAUCUGACUAAUCAACCAGAAUGGUUUGAAGUAUUGUGUAAGAUAAAACAGAUUAUGUACAGAUGUGCUGCUUCAACAAGCUCCAGAAACUGAUUAAACAAAUCCUACAAAUCAAUCAACCAACCAACAGUAUAGUACAAAUAAAACAGCAUUUACAGUUAACAGAACUGUAUACAGGCAAAUUAAACAAUAUUUACAGUUAACAGCACUGUGAAACGAAACUAUUUAAUUUUACAGUACCGUGAACUGUAAUCAGUAAAUACGAGUAAUGUAUAAGGUAAAACAGAUGCACCUGAACCCCAUUAUCACCAUCCAAAUGACAACAACACUAGAAGCACCACAUUGGAGCAGGGCUUCAUAUCACGGUUGCACCAUGGCUGCUAAAGUUAUAGUCAGUAGGCUAUUUAUUCAGUGUCUGUCCCAAAUGACCCCCAAGUCCCUAUAUAGUGCACAACAUUUGACCAGGGUCAUAGGGCAAAAGGGAGCCAUUUGCGAUGGAGGCUUAGUGUGUAUAAGACGUAGGAGCGCUAAGAUAAUACUGUAAUGUGUAAUGGUAUCUAUUAAUGAAUCGAAUGAUUCACCAAUUCAAUGUGUGUCCCUGGGAAGCAAGUGCCUUUGUACCAAUGUUAGUGCUGGAAUUGCACCAUGAGAAUGUAGAAUAUUCCGGUAUGCUACAUUUCCCCUAUCAGUAGUUUUCUAAUCUUUUUAAGACAUGAAAAUGUCUGGCUAUUUAUUGAAUUUAGGUAAGCAGGAGAACAAAGAUUUGAUGUUUGAUGCCUUAAAGUACUGUUCUAGCAUCAGGUUUGUAUUUUACUUCAUAAUAAAUAAGAUUAGCUACAUGGUUAAAAGGCAACCCUGAUCCUACAUCAGCACUACAUGCCCAGUAAUUGGGGCAACUUCCACCUACAGGUCCUAUGUACAUUUUAGUCAUUCAGCAGACUCUUGUCCAUGGAGACUAACAGAGGAAAUUAGGCUAAGUGCCUUACUCAAGGGUUCAGCUAAAUAUAUUUUACAUUCUCAUCUAGAGGAACGAUAACUGCAAAACUACCUGCCUUUGUGGGAAAAGAAUAUUCAUUUUUAUCACUGUUCUCACAAUGUGAUCAUGGUAUUAAUGGACAAGGUGAAGACAAUGUAAGACAAUCCAAAACACUGUAUUGUAAAUAGGCUUUUAAUAAAAACUGUAAUAUUUAAAGGAAAAGAAUAAACACUGGUUUAUGUUUUU
Messenger RNA from Esox lucius (northern pike), 4334 nucleotides. RefSeq names its product solute carrier family 43 member 1b (gene slc43a1b). The coding region runs from base 162 to 1838 and encodes 558 amino acids. Gene Ontology annotation, biological process: transmembrane transport; neutral amino acid transport. The record is from RefSeq and is a predicted model, not a curated record. The transcript has 15 exons. NCBI's taxonomy places the organism in Eukaryota, Metazoa, Chordata, Actinopteri, Esociformes, Esocidae. Gene Ontology annotation, molecular function: neutral L-amino acid transmembrane transporter activity; L-amino acid transmembrane transporter activity.